Molecule: messenger RNA, 435 nt
Organism: Bursaphelenchus okinawaensis
Lineage: Eukaryota; Metazoa; Nematoda; Chromadorea; Rhabditida; Aphelenchoididae
Source: the annotation of a GenBank genome assembly
AUGAAAUGGAAGCUCGAACGGUGUCAAAGAAGAAUGGAGCGAGCGAUGUUGGGACUGACACUACGGGAUGAAGUGAGAAGCAGACAAAUCAGGGCUCGGACUAAACUGAAGGAUGUGGUUGAAGUGGCAAUCACAAUAAAAUGGAAGAUGGCGGCAAAAAUUGCAAGAGCAGGUAAUGAACGGCUGGACUGGAAGGUGCUAAACUGGAUUCCUGAAGGAAAAAGAAGAGUUGGACGACCUAGAAUGAGAUGGGAGGACGAGUUCGUGGAGCUGUGUGGAAGAGACUGGCUGAAUAGGUGCAGACGGAAUUGGAUGGAACACUGCCUUGGUUACCUCCAUUGGCAACUGGCGAGAUCAAUAUCUCGGAGACAGAGAUGGAGACAUGAUUUGAUUUUAUACUCUCUGAUUACUUUUAUCUUUUGUCAACAGUUGUAA